Messenger RNA from Mycosarcoma maydis (corn smut), 3135 nucleotides. RefSeq names its product ribonuclease P/MRP protein subunit POP1. Lineage: Eukaryota; Fungi; Basidiomycota; Ustilaginomycetes; Ustilaginales. The coding region runs from base 1 to 3135 and encodes 1044 amino acids. The transcript has a single exon. Gene Ontology annotation, cellular component: nucleolar ribonuclease P complex; ribonuclease MRP complex. The record is from RefSeq and is a predicted model, not a curated record. Gene Ontology annotation, biological process: tRNA 5'-leader removal.
AUGGUCGCUCAAAAACGGCCUGCGCCGUCAGUAGGCUCGAGCUCGAAGUCCCAGCCUGCAUCCACUGCUGAUCUCGUCAAUGCUCAAGGGCCGAACUGGAAGAAACGCAAGCAGGAACGCGCACAAACCGCUCGCUUUAUCCAGACACAGCCAUCUACAACGGUCUCACCCUCCGCAAGCAGCUCACGAUCAGUUUCCAAAGAUUCGACUCCCAUCCCUGCUCACUUCUCGUCUGCGGCUUCUGCUGCUGCCUCUAGCUCGAAGCUGCCAACGAGCAUCGAGCUGGAGUCCCUUGUGUCCUCACGCGCUUUUCAGAUUCAGAGUUUUCUUCGAUCCAUCAAAUCUGCCAAGUCGGCAACCACCACCAGAGCAUGGCAGCUCCUUCCUCGACAUGCGCGCAGGCGCGCUGCUUCGCACAACCUUCUCCGCCUCCCAUCACGGCUCCGUUCCAAAGCGCUCGCAGAACUACGCAGCAGCACCACGCAAGCUAAAUCCCGGUCCGAGACCCGCAAACGUCUUCCCAGUCAUGGUAUCAUCAGAGCAACGCUUCGGCGCAAAAAGCUAGCGGAACGCGCGUCUCACCCGCAGCGAAGAUGGCUCGAGACUCAUCUUUGGCAUGCGAAGCGAUUCAGAAUGACGACUGAGAAGGGAAAGGGGAAGGAGAGAGAUCAAGGUAACGAAUGCGGAAGGUGGGGCUUUGUUCUAGCUGAGACGACCAUGAUGAAGAGUCAUCGUGCAAGCUGGAGGAGUGCCAAGGAGUUUGUUACGGUACAUGAUGCCAGCUACUACUCAGUCUUUCGAGUUGGCGUUCGUAUAGCCGCGCAUGACGCUUCUUCUGCAGAACACUUUGACGUGGAAUUGCUCCAGCAUUUGCAUAAAAGUCUCGCUGCAGCUGGCUUUGCUGAUGCGCCCAAUCUUGGUGUCAACAAAUCGUCUUCAUCGGCUCACGUUCUCGAUACUAUUCUUACGCUAUCGAAAGCAUGUCUGACCAGCACCGCAACCGGAGAAGAUCUCAUUAACUCUUGUCUCGCCGCGUCGUCAUUGGAAGCUGCUCUUGCACCGGUGCGCAUUGUGCUGCUAUCCGGCACCCGCCAAUUUACAAGAACUGUACCGCAGCAAGAUCCGUACACCUACGCUUGCAAAGAGGCAUUGAUAUUCACCCAUCCUGCAGCCGAUCUUCAUAUGCGCCGAGCUCUAAAGGCAGCCAACUUUGUUAUGAUUGACGAAAAGAAGAACAUACUCUUCGAUCUCGAAGCGCCCGCGGCACAGAUUGUUGAGGCGUAUGCGUCUCAGCUCGACUCAGCGCCCGAUCCAUGGCUCGCAGCAGGCGGUAAAGAUAGCUCUCUGUCGAAGCUAGAGAAGAAACGUCGACGACUGGCUUAUCAAACCGGAAGUACAAAGAUGAAGUCAGAGCAAGCGAUGGACACUUCUAGCGACGUUGCGAUCAACCCCAUGUUGCUGAACGACAAGGCGGAUAUGAUGCGAAAGCAAGGCUUCAAUAUCUUUGAGCUGAUCGGUCCUCGCGCAGCUUCCCUCUUGCAAGCUGUACUCCGUCUGUCACAAGGGCCAAGCCAUCAUACCGACGAGGCAAGCCUGCGACAGCUCUUGAACAAGCAACAUGGCGAGAUGACAGCCAUGGUCGAGGUACAGGUCAAUGAUCCGCGUCUCUCAUACCCUCCCAGGCUCAAGCCUUUGUCAACUGAGGUAACUGCAUCCUCACGCGUGGCCAACACACUUUCGAGCCAAGAAUCAUCAGGUGACAACCUCUUCUGGAUGGGUGCCGAUCCUCCUCGUUUCAGCAAAGGCGAGAUUGACUCGAGACGAGCACUCAACAUCAUUCCCGGGGCUCGCCUGAAGCCUGACACGCGCGACAAUAUCGUUCCCGUGGUCCUCAUCCGCGAUCGCCUCGUCCAGAACCCUUCACUCGAUCGUUUCACCCUCAUCGUUCCUCGCGGCUGGGGCUUGGCAUUCUUUAUGUCGCUCGUCGCUACCCAUCAAUCUGGCGCCUCGAGUGGGGCAAGGGUGCUUGGCCAACAUCAACUGAAACAUCAGAGGCUCGAGUUGGCUGCUCUUUCUGCAGCUGCUGGAGCAAAGAACCAAAAGGCAAAGGCAGACAUGCUUAGCUAUCCCCACAACUGGCUCGGAACACAAGCGUACGCCGUUGGUGAAAAAGAGGCUGCAGUUGUCAGGCAAGACACCUGGGGCAGGAGGCCCAAAGGUAAACGGACUGAGUACACGUUUCCUACUCACAAAGAUUGGGAGGCUUUCCGAAAGGCGAACACGGCGGAACAAGUCAGGGCGAAGUUGUCAAGAGACCGAACGGGUGUGGCGAGGCCGUACCCUUUUGGUGGAUCGCAGCAUUGGGAGUGGAUGGUAGGCAAUUCCGAAUACUUGUUUGGUCAUGUAUCUACGGGCCAGCAUGAAGGAGCCGAAAAGACGCAGCCGUGGCUUGUUGCAUCUGCUGCAUCGACGAGCCUUACGAAAGAGGCAGUGUUUUCUGUCUCGCAUUUUGCCUCCGCCAUGGUAGCUCUCAAGCUGCACGCUGUGCGAAAAGGCACCGUCAUGCCACUGAGCAGCUUGAUGCUCGCACCCUCCUUCGAAGACCACCUUAGCUGGGUGCACCACCUCGACCCGAUUGACCAUCCAGCCGCCGUUGCCAAUCGCAACAGCACCGGAGCGCAAAAGAUGGACAAGCAGCACCUCAAGAUGCUUAUUGAUCGGCGGUGCGAGAUCAUGCAACUGGGACGUAGCGCUCCACAAAGCUCUGCAUGCAAGUCGAAGCUAAGAAAAGCUGUUGCUCCGACCGAGAACGUUUGGGACAAUUAUCUUGCCAGUGCAGCUGACCCAGAGGAGAUGCACGACCGCAGCGCCGAUUGGAAUCACGCAGUCGGCACGGUACUGGAUGGAGACUACUCGCUCGGUAAUGGUAAAGGGUUUGGAAUUGGCGCUAUCACGCUGCGUGCGUGGUUGCAGCUGGAAGAGCGAGAACAGAGGUUGCAGGCGCUCAAACGCGAUGAUGAUAAAGGUAGGAGGAAACCGCGAAAUCCCAUCGAGACCUCAUAUCUGCUCUUGAUGCGCGAACCGGGUACGGACGUUGUUCGUGCUGUCACUGCUAGUCUUAAGCUAUUGUUGUAG